UACAAGUUCUUUUUUUUUUUUUUUUGUGUGACAAAAACCCAAACCCAAAAACGGUUAAGAACAAGGGAAUAAAAGAGUCAUUUUCCUCUUUCCUCUCCAUAUUCUUCUCCUGAUUUUCCUCUUUUCAUUUUCUUCUCUUUUCUGGUAAUAUGAACAAGUUCUGAGCUGUGACCAUUAGACCAACAACAGUCUUUAUAUCUUCUUUUAGUUCUUUCUCUCUCCCUUUUAUUUCCUUCUCCUGUUUUAAGUUCCUAUUUCUUAAAAAAAAAACCGGCAUUCUCAUUUUAUUUUACCUCCACUUGCUGCCUCGGCUUGCUCUUCAGGUCAGAGGACAAAGAUCGGUGUAAAUCAAAGAAGGACUUACAUAUGAAUAACAAAGGGAGUCAGAACGUUGCAACCUGCAAGCCUGUCACUACAUUUGUCCAAACUGACACCAACACUUUCAGAGAAAUUGUGCAGCGCUUGACAGGUCCAUCAGAGAACAACGCUGCAGCAGCAACACCAGAAGCAACAGUGAUAAAAACCGCCAUACAAAAGAGGCCGACUUCAAAGCUCCAUGAGAGAAGGCAAUGUAUGAGGCCAAAGCUUGAAAUUGUCAAACCUCCUCUAAGCUUUAAGCCCACUGAAGGGGAGAAAGCAGAACCAGAUAGUUGUACAACAAACAUCGAAGAAGAGGAGAAAGCCAUUAAAGAGAGACGCUUUUACUUGCAUCCAUCGCCAAGGUCUAAACCAGGGUAUACAGAACCAGAAUUGCUUACUUUGUUUCCUUUAGCAUCUCCCAAUUCGAGUGGAAACCAUAAACCCGACAGAUUAAUCAUAAGCUUGUUCUCUGUCUAUUACCCCCCAAGAUUUGUAACAUGUAGAGUUUCACAACAAUAG
Arabidopsis lyrata subsp. lyrata is the source of this 879-nucleotide messenger RNA. RefSeq names its product VQ motif-containing protein 31. Lineage: Eukaryota; Viridiplantae; Streptophyta; Magnoliopsida; Brassicales; Brassicaceae. The record is from RefSeq and is a predicted model, not a curated record. The transcript has 3 exons. The coding region runs from base 367 to 879 and encodes 170 amino acids.